AUGUCGACGGAUACCAUGUAUUUCAACAGCUCCAGGCUGUUGCCAUCGGCUGGCAGAAACAAGACAAAUAAUCUUAUCAAGCAAAAAAACAGAAAUAGUCGUGCGAGGGGGAAUACUGCUAAGAACGUCAAUAACAACAGUCACAUCACGGAUAUACCACCUCCCCAAACUCUUCCUAACGGUGAGAAACCUAACUUCGGCCAUUCUUCCAGCAAGAAGCCGUCAUUCCAUCAGAAGAAACACUCUCCACCUUCUUCCCCUUCCUCAACGGCUGCUUUAGGUAAAAAGAACAGACAAAACAAUAAAGAAGUUCCACGACAGAACAACAAAGAUGAUACUCGUUUACUGAGUCAGAACCUGAAGAACUUGCUUCUGAACCAGAAACAGUCUCCGCAUAACCCCCAGGGGAUAAUACCAAUGAGUUGUAAUGGCGGUGCCAAAAAAUUUAGUCACUCUUAUGCAGGCUCCACUUUUGCCACCAAUGGUCCAAGGGAGGCUAAAAACUUGCCCAAACCAAGUUUUCUAUAA
This is a messenger RNA of Saccharomyces paradoxus, 528 nucleotides long. RefSeq names its product Edc1p (gene EDC1). The transcript has a single exon. NCBI's taxonomy places the organism in Eukaryota, Fungi, Ascomycota, Saccharomycetes, Saccharomycetales, Saccharomycetaceae. The coding region runs from base 1 to 528 and encodes 175 amino acids. The record is from RefSeq and is a predicted model, not a curated record.